This is a messenger RNA of Hippopotamus amphibius kiboko, 1218 nucleotides long. It is a transcript of the gene EDA2R, whose product is annotated as ectodysplasin A2 receptor. Gene Ontology annotation, biological process: positive regulation of JNK cascade; tumor necrosis factor-mediated signaling pathway; positive regulation of canonical NF-kappaB signal transduction. Gene Ontology annotation, cellular component: plasma membrane. Gene Ontology annotation, molecular function: protein binding; tumor necrosis factor receptor activity. Lineage: Eukaryota; Metazoa; Chordata; Mammalia; Artiodactyla; Hippopotamidae. The transcript is spliced from 7 exons. The record is from RefSeq and is a predicted model, not a curated record. Bases 136 to 1218 code for a protein of 360 amino acids.
UCCACUGUGAGUGUGGUAUGGAGGCUGGGGGCUGAGAACUGGAGGGAUGUCUGGCCUGCGCUGAGGUACGUUUGUCCGGGAAUUCCGUUACUGGAGCAAGAUCCAUCCAUCCAUUCAUUUACAGGCCUUCCCACCAUGGAUUGCCAAGAAAAUGAGUACUGGGACCAAUGGGGACAGUGUGUCACUUGCCAACUAUGUGGGCCUGGACAAGAGCUCUCCAAGGAUUGUGGUUAUGGAGAGGGUGGAGAUGCAUAUUGUACAGCCUGCCCUCCCCGCAGAUACAAAAGCAGCUGGGGCCACCAUAGAUGUCAGACCUGCAUCACCUGUGCUGUCAUCAAUCGUAUCCAGAAGGCCAACUGUACAGCUACCUCUAAUGCCAUCUGUGGGGACUGUCUGCCCAGGUUCUACCAAAAGACACGUAUUGGAGGCCUGCAGGAUCAAGAGUGUAUCCCAUGCACAAAGCAGACCCCCACCUCUGAGGUUCAGUGUGCCUUCCAGUUGAGCUUAGUGAAGGCAGAUGUACCCACAGUAUCCCCUCAGGAGGCCACACUUGUUGCACUGGUGAGCAGUCUGCUCAUGGUGUUUACCCUGGCCUUCCUGGGGCUCUUCUUCCUCUACUGCAAGCAGUUCUUCAACAGAAAUUGCCAGCGUGGGUGGGCCAUCCUGACUCUGACUUUGGAGGCCAGUUUCUCAGAUAAGAGCUGUUGCCCAGUCCCUGGGAAUGGGCAUGAAACAUGGGAAAUGAAGCAUUUGGGCACCAGGGCCCAGAAAGAAGAUGAGGCAACAUCUGAGGGCUGCCUGUCUCCUUGCUUCUGCCUCAGGAGAGGAGAAAUGGUUGCAGGAGGUUCGCUGCAGUAUGAGGCUGACGAGGCAGUAGAGGAGGAAUCUCUCUUCCCCAUGCCACCUGGCCAGGAGACCAGUCCUGAGUCCCCACUGAGUGAAAGCAUCUUUGAGACACAGCCACUUAACCCCAUCCUGGAUGACGACUGCAGCUCGACUCGUGGCUUCCCCACACAGGAGUCUUUUACCUUAGCUUCCUGCGCUUCAGAGAGCCACUCCCACUGGGUCCACACUCCCAUCGAAUGCACAGAGCUGGACCUGCAAAAGUUUUCUGGCUCUGCUUCCUAUACUAUAGCUGAGACCUUGGUGAGGAAUGCAGCUGAAAGCUCUGGAGACAGACCAGAGCUCACUGUGACCUUUGAAGUCCCCAGCACUUAA